UAGACGAACUAAUGCUGGCGCCCGCAGCCACCAAAGAAGAACAUGGUUCAAUCGGUAAAGAACCCUGGGUGGAACGAUAGCCACCCGUCAGCAACGAUGCAUAUCAUAUCAGGACUCAGAGAGCCAGGUGAAUAUAGUAGGCAACGUUUUGAAAACUGCCGUCAGCCGUUGUGGCUUUUGAACUUGUCCAACUCGCCGCCAAACACGUUGCGAAAAGAGUGGGCGGGGAUACGUACGUAGAAUACCUCCACUCGCAAUCUAGAGCUUGUCUUGGCUGAGUAGCGAUUCCCUGUAAGAAAGAAUAGUGAUUUCCAGGCACAGUUUGUAAGGAUCAUGGGGUAAAGCAAUCCAUCCGGGCUCUUGCAGCCGAGGCGCUUAUGUUUGCGCGUGCUCGAAUCAACAAUGCCAAG
Messenger RNA from Fusarium redolens, 410 nucleotides. RefSeq lists its product as uncharacterized. The transcript has a single exon. The record is from RefSeq and is a predicted model, not a curated record. The coding region runs from base 43 to 240 and encodes 65 amino acids. NCBI's taxonomy places the organism in Eukaryota, Fungi, Ascomycota, Sordariomycetes, Hypocreales, Nectriaceae.